Entelurus aequoreus (snake pipefish) is the source of this 5524-nucleotide messenger RNA. It is a transcript of the gene pm20d1.2, whose product is annotated as peptidase M20 domain containing 1, tandem duplicate 2. The transcript is spliced from 13 exons. Gene Ontology annotation, biological process: amino acid metabolic process. Lineage: Eukaryota; Metazoa; Chordata; Actinopteri; Syngnathiformes; Syngnathidae. Bases 1165 to 2940 code for a protein of 591 amino acids. Gene Ontology annotation, molecular function: hydrolase activity, acting on carbon-nitrogen (but not peptide) bonds, in linear amides. The record is from RefSeq and is a predicted model, not a curated record.
CCAUCAGUGUGUGAAUGGGUAAAUGUGGAAAUACUGUCAAAGCGCUUUGAGUACCUUGAAGGUAGAAAAGCGCUAUACAAGUAUAACCCAUUUAUCAUUUAUUUAUAUAUAUUCCUCACGCACUAAUUGACUGAAAGAUUGCGCACUUGUCACGUUAUCGAUGAGAAAAUGCAUUUUUAGACAAUAUGAUUUGCCUGAGCGGCUCGGAGACACCGAGACUAACAAGCGGUAGAAAAUGGAUUGAAACAACAAAUAAAAAAAAAUAAAAAAAAAAAUAUAAAAAAUAUACAUUGUAUAUUUUUUUUUAACUUGGGACUUCCUGCGGGCCGGAUUUUGGACGCUGGCGGGCCGUAUCCGUAGUUUGGGGACCCCUGAACUAGCCAAUAUAAUGUAUAUUAAUAAAACUAUUGAAAAUUAAAAACCUGGAAAUAUUUCUGGUAAUUCUGAAAAAUAUGUUUUUCCAAAAUAAGGCUUUUAGUAUAUACAAUUUAUGUGUGAAGUGUUUUUUUUGAGAGGGUAGAUAAACUUAUAGUUAUUGAAAAUUAAAAAUAUUUUUGAAAAAUCAGCAAAAUAUUUGUGUUAAUCCAAAAUAAGACUUGGAGUAUAUUUUUCUAGACACCAUAUCUACAUCUUAUGUUUUUAAGACAUGUGUGAAGUGUUUAUUUUUUAUUUUUCAGAGAAUUGAUAAACUUAAAAGUUAUUGAAAAUUAAAAAUAUUUUUUAAAAAUCAGCAAAAUAUUUGUGUUAAUCCAAAAUAAGACUUGGAGUAUAUUUUUCUUGACACCAUACAUACAUAUUUUGUUUUAAAGACAAUAUAAUGUAUAUUCAUAUAUAUUGAAAAUUAAAAACUGAAAAUAUUUCUGAAUACAUAUAUUUAGAACCAGCUGGACACUAUCAACGUUUCAUGCGUUUUUGAGACGAUGUGAUGAGGGACAAGCGCUAGAAAAUGUAAAAAAAAAAAAAAAAAAAAAAAAAAGAAAAUGUAAGGAUGGUAGGAGGACGUAUAUUAAUAAAGUAAUUGCCAAUUUAAAACUGCAAAUAUUUCUGAAAAAUCAGCAAUAUCUUUUUCCUCCAAAAUAAGCCUUGUAGUAGAAACAACCACACAAUAUUUUUGUGCAUUCUUUGUGUUUUAAAGACGUUUCGUUAUUGAUCCAAUAACGUCGAAUGUCGCCAAUCUCUUUCAAACUUUACCGCACUCGUUUCGCUUCCGUGAUGACGGCAAAGUCCAUGUUACGUCACUGUUGUUUCUGCGCAUGCGUGCCGGCUCAGCACUGCGACCCGUCAAAUGUUCACGUUUUGACACCAACUGCAGACAAAAACCCGAUCGGAGAAAAAUUCCAAACUGAGGACUUUUUUUUUUAUUGUUGUCCCCUGACCAACCAUAGACCGAAAUUAAAGAUGAUCAGGUUUUUGAAGAUUCUAAUAGGAAGUGGCUUCGCCGUCGUUUUGAUUGUACUAACAGUAGCAUCGAUGAGGACUCUAUCUCUGGACGUCAAUGCAGGACUUCAACUUGCAAAGUGGGAAAAGACGAGUAACAUAUCUCUUGAUAUAGACCACCAUAGGCGAGAGGAACUUCUAUCUCAUUUUAAAGAGGCCAUCCGCAUCCCGACGGUGUCUUUCUCCCCUACGGAAAUCAACACAACGGCAUUGCUUCGCUUCAACUUGUUUCUCCGAAAAGUUUUCCCAACAGUUUUCUCUUCAAGCUUGGUACACCAUGAAUUGGUGGCCAACUACAGCCACCUCUUUUGGGUCCCAGGAUCACAGCCCAAGCUGAUGCCCUACCUGAUGUUGGCUCAUAUCGAUGUGGUGCCCGCCAGAGAGUCAGAUGGCUGGGUGGCGCCACCUUUUUCUGCCCAGGAGAUAGAUGGGUUCAUCUACGGAAGAGGGACGAUAGAUGACAAAAGCUCUUUAAUGGGAAUUCUUCAGGCCCUGGAAUACCUGCUGAUUAAAGGUUAUGCACCACGCAGAGGGUUCUACAUCGGUCUCGGCCAUGAUGAAGAAAUCAGUGGUCUAAAAGGGGCCAUGAACAUCGUAAGACUGUUGACACUGCGUAAUGUGCGACUGGCAUUUGUCCUGGAUGAGGGUCUAGCUGUACUAGAUGGAGUCAUCAGUGGUCUCAGCGGGCCUGCUGCUUUAAUCGGGGUAAGUGAAAAAGGCUCUGCCACUGUAAAGCUGAGUGUGUCCACUCUUCCUGGUCACGCAUCAAUGCCUCCCAGGGAGAGCAGCAUCGGGAUUUUAGCUGCAGCCGUCAAAAGACUUGAGGAGAACCCCAUGCCCAGGUUAUUUGGUCGUGGACCUGAACGUGAUACCUUUGAACACUUGGCACACAAGUUUAAGCUCCCAAUGAAGUUCAUACUAUCAAAUUUAUGGCUGUUUUCUCCACUGGUUGGCAGGUUUCUUGAACAAAAACCAGACUCUAAUGCUUUUGUAAGGACGACUACAGCAGUCACAAUGUUUAAUGCCGGAGUUAAGACAAACGUCAUUCCUUCCCUUGCUGAAGCGUAUGUUAAUCUACGAAUCCAUUCAGUACAAUCAUUACAAGAGGUCCUGAACCUCAUCCAGUUUACAGUUGGGGACCAACGUGUAAAGAUCGAGCUAAUUGAAGGCUUUGAUCCUUUACCGAUCAGUUCAUCCAAUGAGACAUCUUAUGGAUUCCAAAUAAUCAAGAAAACUGUGUUGGACAUGUUUCCGUCGGUAAUAGUCGCUCCAGGUAUUUGCGUGGGGAAUACAGACAGUCGACACUUCAAAGAUCUAACAACUGAUAUUUACCGCUUUAUCCCUCUGUGGUUUAAACCGGGCGAUGCAAAGAGAUUUCAUGGCAUUAAUGAAAGGAUAUCUAGAAAGAACUAUGAGGAGCUUAUUCUGUUCUACUCAAGACUGAUCCAAAACUGUGACAUUCAGAAACUUCCUGAGCCCCACAGUUCUCUCCAUGAACUGUAAAGAAUGUAGCAAACGGAGCCAUAUCCUUUAUGUGAAAACAAUCAUUUGUGCAUACAUACUGUAUUGUUGUGACCAUGGAUAUCUGUGUGGUCACAAAUUCAGCACUUUUUAACUUAAAAUCAGUAUUUCAUUAAAUGACUAUAACUGAUGUCUUUGUCAAAUUAGAUUGCUGCCUACUUUGGAAAUGAUGGAACAUGAUAUCUAAACUCGGGCUAUCAAAUGAUUAGCAUUUCUAUUCAUAUUAAUCAUUUGAUGUGAGGAACAUUUCUUGUUGAAGUAAAUAGUGAAUUGAUUAUACAAAAUGAGAAAACUUUUGAAAGUUUCAGUAAAGCAGAUGCUAAGUUCAUGACUUGAUCCAAGUGACAUGGUGGUUGGAUGGGAUCCACAGUUGCAGCAAUAGCAUAUGUACCUGCAUUACAGUGGUUUCAUUGACUCAAUAUUAUCUUACUAGAGCUCACCCAAAUUGGUCACUUGUGAACGAAACAUUCAAUAAAGAAAUAGAUAAAAUUGUUAGACAUGACAUUACACAACUCUAGCUGUGGGCUUGUAGCCCGGGCUCCAAAUGGAUGUAGCAGGCCUAAGCUGCGGUGAGGACCUGCCAGCUCAUGUAUGCCCCCAUGAGGGGUAGACUGGCCAUCGAUUUCCAGAUGGGUUGAUCGAUAAUUUGCCAUCUGAUGGACGACGCGUUUAUUUAUCUGAUUAUUCUUUCCUGCAACUAUCCUUGCUAACUAUGACAACUCCUGUCUCAAAGACAAGAUGAUGCAGACGUGAGUCACGCUUGACAACCAAUAAUAGCUGGUAAAAAGUAAAACAAUGAUUAACUGGGCGAUUUGUUAUAUUUUACAGUUUACUUAUUAUUAGCACUUUUCUAGCCCAUCACUAAAAAAAGAAUAUGAAGGCAAGUUCACCGUUUCUCUUGUCAAAUCUCUAGUGAUGUAAUGGUAUGCGCUUCUGCUUUUUGAAACAAAUCGAGGCUGCAAGAACGAGUCCCAGCCCAGGUUGGGUUAGAGAGUAAAAUAUGUGGGAUAAGUCAAAGUCAUUUACUUUUAUUUGUAAAUUUAGGUUUUGUGUUAAUUUUGCAAUAUAGAAAUGCAUUUUUGACAAUUUAUUUGUCAUGUAUUCAUAUUGAUCCAACAAAAGCAUGCAUUUAAGGUUUGAGUCUAUUAUAAAUAUUGUUUCCAACAAAUUAGAACAAAAUGUAUCUUCAAGUUGUGGUUGCGGCUGUUUUUAUUGCAUUACAGCCUUGCAUACACCCCUGCCUCUUCAUUGGAAAUCAGAGUACUACUGUGCCUUUCUGAAUGAUUUAUUAGUUUUUUAUUUACGGACUAUCAAGAAUAUUGACGUUGUGAAGGAAACAGGGAGCAUGCUUUACAACCAGUAGGCCUUCUACGUGUCCCUUCUGAGGCCUGUGGUCUCCAGUGCGCUCAGCCUUCUAGAGGUACCUUCCCCCUCCUUCUACACUGGUAAAGAGUAAAGACCAUUUUGAAAGUUGGAAGAACGAGAAGCGGUUACCAGUACCAGUUUCUCUAUUCUCACCGAUGUCUGUCGCCGAUUUGUGAAAAUGCCGGGUAAGCCGCCAGGUGCCUUCUGUUGAUGGGCUGUUCCGUUACAUUUCUGUUUUUAUUUACCUGCUAUUCCUGGCUAUGUUAGUCCAUGCCUCUCUAGCUUCUGUGCAGUUGUCAUUGAGCCGGUGGAAGGCGGGCCCACUGAGCAUGUUACACCUCUGUAGAGGGGGGGAUAUUGAACAGAAACACGGACACAAUGUUCACUCAUUCAGGUCCAGUCUGUAAUGGCAAUUUUCCAAAAACAUACACUUUUAAACAAUACUUUUUAAACAUUGCACCUUUUUAAACAUUACUCUUUUUUUAAGCAUUACAUUUCUCUAUUCAAAACAUGAAAGACGUACAAAAAUAAAGCAUUGUGCUGGAACUUUAAUCUGUAAAAAUAUGUAAUAUUUUUAUCAUAUUUUUAUCAAUUGCUAAUCAGAUCAGAACUGGUUGUUAUCAUCAGUCAUCAACAAUUGAGAACAGAGAAAUGGACAUUGAAACAGUGUAGGUCUGACUUGGAGAGAGGGAGAGGGAGAGAGAGGGAGAGAGAGAUCAGAAGGCAUAAGAAAAAAGUAUCUGCAUUUGAUUGUUUACAUUUGAUUAUUAGCAAUCCGGGGAGGGUGUUAGUUUAGUGUUGUAGCUGCCUGGAGGUGAACAACUAAGCAUUUUUAAAAUGCAGGUACUAAAGAAAAACAACAUAAAACCAGGAAGUAUUUUCCAAAAAAACAGAAUGUUUUUAACACAGACUACUAUUUUUUUCAUUUGUCUUUUUAGACUCUUCUGCACCAGGCAACAGUAAUAGAUGGCAGAUCACCUUAUCACAGCUUUUUUUGUCUUCAUACCCUUUUUUAAACUUUGUAAAAUAAUUAGUUAUGAUGUUUUUUCUCCCUUUUUUUCUUACUUUUACCAGAUACUAUAAUGAAUUAAAGCUUUGUUUUUCUUCCUUCCUGUUUACCAGGGGUGGGCAAUUCAUUUUUACCGGGGGCCGCAUGAGCAACCCGAGCACUGCUGGAGGGCCACAUCGACAAUAUUUCAAU